Molecule: messenger RNA, 953 nt
Organism: Drosophila melanogaster (fruit fly)
Lineage: Eukaryota; Metazoa; Arthropoda; Insecta; Diptera; Drosophilidae
Gene: Dnaaf4
Product: dynein axonemal assembly factor 4
Exons: 2
Coding region: 130-852 (240 amino acids)
Biological process (GO): cilium movement
Cellular component (GO): dynein axonemal particle; neuron projection; nucleus
Source: RefSeq, marked reviewed
GUCGUCGUAGAGUCCCCAGUUCCGGCCAGCUCAAAAACAUAAGUUCCUUCCUAUUGUCAGUCGCAGACCAGCAGCAGAAGAACCACGGCCAUAGCAGCGCAAACGAACAGGGAAGCCAAGCAACUCAUCAUGGUACAGAUUUCGCAGACAGAGGAGGACAUCAAGAUCUCCAUCGAACUCAAUCGUCUGGUAACCCGCAAGCCGGACGUUGUUCUCCUUCCGCAGUACUUAAAGUUCAACAAUCCACCCAUCUUCUUUGAGCGUCAUCUGGCCCAGGAGAUCGACGAGAUGGCCAGCUUUUGUCGCAUUUUUAAGAACGAAGCCCGCAUUGUGCUGGUUAAGAAAGAGAAGGGCUUAUGGCCUGAGAUGUUCCAGAAGCUGGACAAGGAGGCACUCAUGCAGAAGCGCCUAGAGAUCGCCGACCUCAUCGUGGAGCGCAACAAGAAGCGGGAUGAAAAGGCACUGGAACGUUACGAUAACAAGCGGCGGGCGGAGAUCCAGAAGGAGAUCCAGCGGGAGACAGAUAUGCGCGAGCGUGUGAAGCAGUUCCAGGAGAACUCGGUGCGCGAAGCUCUGGUAGUGGAUGUACGCAAGGAGGCGAAAGCUACGCCCAAGCCAGAUACACUGCAGUAUCCGCCAUCGUCGGGAGGCGCCAGUCGCCUGGCCACGCCCCUCAUGCGUCCGCCCAUGAGCUCCGUUCGUGGCAGCGGACGGAUCAACGUAAACUUCACCACACAGCACAAGCGGGUCACGCCGAAGCGGGAGUCGCAGGCCGCUAUGGAGAAGGCAUAUGCCGCCGCCGGUGGACCCAAUGCGAAUGUCCAGUCGCCGAUGGAGAGCGUCGAUGAAUAAGCGUUACAUGUCAAUUAGCGCGUGCGUGCGAGACUGUGCUAAUAUUCCUAUUUUAUUAUUGCAUCAAAUAAAUCUACAGGUGUUUGUUUAGUUGAAUCAGC